AUAAACCUACAUAAGAAUCGCCUUAAUGCGCGGCCAUCACCAAUGUUUGGGACACUCGUAACGCUAAAAAGUGUUUAUAUAUUGUCGUUUAUGAAUAAUUCUGCAUUUCUAUAUUAGUUAGCAGUUUAUUAAAAUUGUAACAGAAACGUAAGUGUUACUGAUUUCGUCACUAACUUUAUAUAAAAACCGACAAUAAGAAAAAGAAAUAUUCCAGUGACUCUUUGAUCAUCGGAUUAAGUUUUAAAGUAUAUCUUUACGAUGUCAACGGAUUUCUAUAUACGAUAUUACGUUGGUCAUAAAGGAAAGUUCGGUCAUGAAUUUCUUGAAUUCGAAUUCAGGCCAGACGGUAAAUUACGAUAUGCGAAUAAUUCGAAUUACAAGAACGAUACAAUGAUUCGAAAAGAAGCGUACGUACAUCAGUGUGUUAUGGAGGAAUUGAAACGAAUCAUUCAAGACUCGGAAAUCAUGCAGGAAGAUGAUUCUUUGUGGCCGCAACCUGACCGCGUCGGGCGACAGGAAUUAGAAAUAGUAAUUGGAGAUGAACACAUAUCGUUUACAACUUCAAAAACUGGUUCUUUGUUAGAUGUAAAUCAAUCACGCGAUCCAGAAGGACUAAGAUGCUUCUAUUACCUUGUACAAGAUCUUAAGUGUUUAGUAUUUUCUCUAAUAGGACUUCAUUUUAAGAUUAAGCCUAUAUAAAUGCAUACAAUUCCUCUAUCAUCUACUUCAGGUUUAAAUAAAUGUAAUGUAUUUGACUAAGGAAAUAUAUGACGGUUUUUAAUUAUUUCAGUACCUUUUUUUUUAAAUUAUCUAUAACAUCAAGGUUUAGCAACAUAAACAUAUGAAAUCACAUAUAACAAUAGUUGUGCUAGAAUCUGAUUCAUACUUCUCUAUUGUAUGACUUUGUAUGAGUUGUGUGAGAAAAAUCUGUCCAUAAUGUAUAUUGUAAUAAAAAUAUAUUUGUAAAUGAUAGAAAGUAACUAUAAAUAUUGUAAGCAUUUAACAUUAUGCAUCAAUAUUAAAUAAUAAUUCCAGUUAACGCAGAAAAGACUAUU
Messenger RNA from Osmia lignaria (orchard mason bee), 1055 nucleotides. It is a transcript of the gene mago, whose product is annotated as mago, exon junction complex subunit. Gene Ontology annotation, cellular component: exon-exon junction complex; catalytic step 2 spliceosome; nucleus. Gene Ontology annotation, biological process: RNA splicing. The record is from RefSeq and is a predicted model, not a curated record. Lineage: Eukaryota; Metazoa; Arthropoda; Insecta; Hymenoptera; Megachilidae.